Molecule: messenger RNA, 1501 nt
Organism: Rattus norvegicus (Norway rat)
Lineage: Eukaryota; Metazoa; Chordata; Mammalia; Rodentia; Muridae
Source: RefSeq, a predicted model, not a curated record
UUUAGGUGGAAUUCCGAGAAGCCACAGAACCGGUGGGUGCAGGCGCGCCACGGACAGCUCUAAUGCGAGGACCCCCCCGGCGGCCUUGCGGGGCGGGAGGCGCCAAAUUUUAAAGCCUGAAGGACCUGAAGGCAAGCUAGCUGCAAGAUGAGGCUUCCCUGCGAGGUUGAGGUCCGUAGCUGUCACUUGCCAACCUUGGGACUCAAGAGCCGAGGAAAGGGCGUGCGAGCGGUGGUGAGCCUGUGCCAGGCCCCGAGCAAGAAUGAGCUGCAGCCUGGAGCAAGGACAGAGACCAGCGGCUGCGCCUGCCUGCUAGUCUCCACCAUGAAGGACAGGCAAGGAACCCGCUACCGGGCCAAUCCUGGCAAUUUAAAGACAUUCCUUUCAGCUAUGAGACUGGCUCAUAGAGGCUCUGAUGUGAACACACCACUUUCAACACUAAAGCCAGUGAAGACUUCAGAAUUUGAAAAAUUUAAAACCAAAAUGAUUAUCACAUCCAAAAAGGAUUAUCCUCUAAGCAAGAACUUUCCAUAUUCUCUGGAACAUCUUCAGGCUUCUCACUGUAGGCUUGCCCGAGUUGAUAUGCGUAUGCUGUGCUUAAAAAGUCUUACGAAGUUAGACCUGAGUCACAACUGUAUAAAAAAACUUCCAGCUACAAUUGGAGACCUCACCCACCUUCAAGAGCUUAACCUUAGUGACAAUCAGCUGGAGUCGUUUAGUGUGCCCUUGUGUAAAUCCACACUUCAGAAGUCACUUCAGAGUUUGGAUCUCAGCAAGAACAAAAUCAAAGCACUCCCUGUGCAGUUUUGUCAAUUCCGGGAACUUACUAACUUAAACCUUAAUGAUAAUGAAUUGAUUCACCUUCCCUUCAAGAUAGGACGGUUAACAAACCUUCGUUUUCUAUCAGCAGCUCGAAACAAACUUAGAAAUCUACCUUGUGAAUUUAAAAUGUUAUCCCUGGAAUACUUGGACCUUUUUGGGAAUACUUUUGAAAAACCAGAAGUCCUUCCAAUCAUAAAUCUUCAAGUACCAUUAACUUUACUGGAAGCUUGUGAACAAGCCGUGCUAUCCUAUAGGAUACCAUAUGGCCCUGAUAUAAUUCCUUACCACCUUUGCCAAGAUUUGGAUACUGCCAAAACCUGUGUCUGUGGAAGAUUUUGUCUACAAUCUUUCAUUCAAGGAACGACUACAAUGAAUCUGCACUCUCUUGCCCACACUGUGGUCUUAAUAGAUACUAUGGGUAGAAUGGAAGCUCCUAUUAUCUCUUACUUUUGUUCUCUAACCUGUUUUGUAAAUUCCUCUGAUAUGUUAAAGUAAUUAGUGUGAUAAGAGAAAGGUUUCUAGAUGUAUAUCAAUUGAAUAUUUAUUUGUGCUUUAGCAAUAAUAAAUUUUAAAAAGGAAAGUUUUUUGUGUAUUUUCACAGUAAGAAAAUAUAUUAUGUUAGCAUUUUCAAUCAUUUGACUCUGGAAUUUUAAUUUAAUAAAAGGUGAAUUUAAUUUUA